Molecule: messenger RNA, 1277 nt
Organism: Monopterus albus (swamp eel)
Lineage: Eukaryota; Metazoa; Chordata; Actinopteri; Synbranchiformes; Synbranchidae
Product: caspase-3-like
Exons: 4
Coding region: 97-897 (266 amino acids)
Biological process (GO): proteolysis
Molecular function (GO): cysteine-type endopeptidase activity
Source: RefSeq, a predicted model, not a curated record
GUGGCUUUACAGCUGUGCUGCCAGUUGUUUGACGUGGACUGUAGUGCAGGGACGGUCUGAGGCAGUUAGAGAGCAGUGCUGCAGAGGAGAGGACUGAUGGAGCAUGGGGGGGAGUGUAACAGGGCGCUGCUGGUGUCUGUGGCAGAGUUUGACCAGGGAGUGAGUCUGGGGAAGAGACCUGGAGCCCACAAGGACAACAAGAGACUCCACCGCACCCUCAGCAAACUGGGCUUCAAGGUGCACGUCCACAGUGACCUGAGCAGUGAGGAGAUCUAUGAGCUGUUUCUCAAAGAGAGCCGGUGCCUGGUGAAGGACUGCUUUCUGGCCGUCCUGUCUUCUCACGGGGAGGAGGGCUGUGUGUUCGGAGCUGAUGGGAAACCCGUCCUGCUGUCUCGCAUCUUCAGAUGUUUUGACAACGAGUAUAUGGAGAAGAAGGCCAAAGUGUUCCUCAUACAGGCCUGUCGGGGACACGGCCUGGACGAUGGUGUGGAGGUGGAUUCAGCUGGUGACAGCAGAGCGUGCGGCUUCUUCCCUGAUCUCUCUGUUCCUGUAGAUACAGCUGUGAUGUACGCCUCAGCCCCAGGUUACGCAGCCUUCACAAAUCCAGUGGGCUCAGUUUUCCUCCAGACUUUCUGCACAUUAUUAAAGGAGGAAGGCAAUCGCCAGCUGGAGCUGACUCGGCUGAUGACCCGCCUCUCCCACACUGUGGCCUACAGCUUCCAGGCCAAAGGUCAUGCACUGGCUGGGAAGAAGGAAAUGCCGUGCCUCCUGACACGACUGACCAGGGAAGUGUUCCCAUUCUCGGAGCCAGAGAAAGAUAGCGGGGCCGCGGGGCUCUCAGCCACGGCGCUGCUCGGCCCUGAAGCCGUCAGAACACGGACUCCUUUAAUUGGUUAGACUGCAGCUCCUGACUGCAUCUAGACGUGAGACUAUCAGCGUUAACUCUGGUGGCCUAAACCUCGUAGAUUUCACUGGCUUUCACUAACUACACGUCUAAGAUCGACUGGAUCAGGACAUUCCUCAGUAACUGAGAUUCCAUUUAGAACUGUAUUCCAAAUGAUAUUUUUCCAAAACUAGGUGGUUUUUCAUUUUUGCUUAUGUCAAACUACAGUCUUGAAACAUUUCCACUGAAAUUGGCCAAACGAACACUUUGAGUCUUUGGUCUUUAAUUUUCAAACACAACUUCUCUCCUCAUAAUUAUCUUAUUUGGAAUAACCAGGACUUUUUGUUCAAAAAUAAAUCUCUUUUUCCAAACAGGCUCAAUAAUAACAUACUUC